Messenger RNA from Bactrocera neohumeralis, 6586 nucleotides. Its product is annotated as serine-rich adhesin for platelets. NCBI's taxonomy places the organism in Eukaryota, Metazoa, Arthropoda, Insecta, Diptera, Tephritidae. The coding region runs from base 758 to 4627 and encodes 1289 amino acids. The transcript has 6 exons. The record is from RefSeq and is a predicted model, not a curated record.
UCAUAAUAACUCAAGCACAUUGCAAUGCAUAAAUUUCACUUGCUCUGCUUCUUCUUCUGCUUCUUUUUCUGCCAUUGCUGCUAUUGCUGCUCUUCCUGUCACUACAUAAAGUCAUGCUGCUGCUGCUUGCCUGUUUUGUGCAACUGUUGUGUUUAUGUUUUGCAUGCUACGACUUUGCUGUCUUCAUAGUUGUUGUAUAUGCUGCCGACGCUUCUGUUGUUGUUGCUGUUGCUGUUGGUGUUGCUGGAACGGAAAGAAUUCUGUGUGUGUGUGUGCCUCAACCUUCAAUUACAUAAGUGCAAAGUAAAAUAAAAGAAAAAAACUUAUUUUCAAUCAGAUUACGAUUCUGUUUCAGUGUUAAAAAAAAUAAUAAUAUUUGUGUGCAACGAUAAAUAAAUAAUAACAUUAUAUAAGCAGUUAACUUCCGGAAAACGGCGAAUUAAGAAAGGAGAAAAAGAGAUUUGCAGCUUUCGCAGCGAGCAGAUGUUACAAUUAAACGCGCAAGCCACACUGUGUGCCAAUAGCUGUAGCAACAACAAACACCUUAACAAAAUUUCCACCAGUUCUGUGUUCCUGACGCGCGCACGACGCACUCACAGCCAACGGCACGCCAACAAAGCAGGCGCCGCCGCCGCCAAAAUCAUAGCCAGAGUCAACGUGUCACAUAGCAGCUGAGGGUACGCCCCCGUGCGCCAAAACGCCUAGCAACAACAACAACACUGCCAUCGCCAACAGCGCCACCGCCACUGCCAACAAAAUGCCCAUUUGCAACAAGCCCGCGCAGGCGACAAAAAACGUCGCCGAGUUCGAUGACUACGCCUCAGAGGCUGCCAAAAUGAAGCGCACACGCGAGCAGGCCUACUUCAACUCGUACAAUUUCGACGCAAUCCAUCCGUACGACAAGGACGAUAUCGAAGCCAUGGAGGCGCAAGGUGUCCACAAAGUAGUCGGUGUUUCAGCUGCUGCUGUUGCAACACACGCAAGCGCAAUCACUGCCACAAAAGUGCCGCCCGUUGUUGGUGGCAGCAAUAGUCAGAAUCAACAACAACAACAAUUACAAAAGCCACACAAUACGCUUAAGACGAUUUAUCGCGGCGCCUCGUCCAUCGCCUCGUCGACGCCGAGCACACGCAGCAGCUUUCAACAUAGCAGCAGUAGCGGACGCAGCAGCGGUUGCGGCAGUCAACACAGCCUACGCAGCAGCAUUGCUGACGAUGUGGAUAAUAUUGAUGCCGUUGGCUAUAUGCGUCGCCCGCAACCUGCCGGCGAACUGACCUACACAUAUAUGCAACGCUUCGGUGUGCGUUUGGUGCGUUCGCGCAAUGCGUCGCCCUCGGCGGAUGUGGAGCGCACCAGCCCAGAGGGUGGCAGUGGAGGAGGUGCCAUCGCGCCAGCCGAAGAACUAGCGCCGGUGCAUGCGACGAAGGGUAGCGCAGCCGAGGUGUCGGAGAAUGGCAGUUUUCUGCUGCCACGCGCCAUGCUGAAGUACCAAAGUGUUGGCAAUGCGAAUUCAAUGCCAUUGGCAGUCAACAGCAGUGGACGCGCGGACAAAUUACUGCAAAAUGGCCAUAACCACCAACAGCUGAGCGGCAACAACGAAAGCGGCUAUAAUAAUAAUAAUAAUAACAGCAACAACAACAACAACAACAACAGUGCCAACUACAAUAAAUACAAUAAUAGCAACAACAGCAGCAGCAGUAAGACAGUGAUGAUGACCACCAAUGCCAUUAGCAACAAACACAGUAACAGCAACAACAAUAAUAGUAACAACCACAGCAACAGCAGUAAUAGUCUUUGCAGUAACAAAAGUAACGCUACUGCGAACAUAGCCAACACCAAGCCGAUAAAUAACAGCAAUAGCAAAAGCAACAACAACAACAACACCACCACCAAUAGCCAUAUAGCUACUAAAAACGGACUAAACUAUGCGAACAGCAAUGAUGGUUACGCCAGUUUACUAGUCGCCAGCGACGUUACUAGCACAGCGCCUUUCAGAGUGGUAACGGCCGCGAAGACGCCAACAGCUGCAACAGCAAAGGCUAAGCCGACAACAGCCGUGCCAAAAGCAACCGCCACGGCACCGGGUGCAGCCGUGCGCGUCAAGAAACAGUCUACCAGUUCAACAAUUACAACAACAACAACCUCGUCCAGUAUAAGCGCUGCCGAACACAACGAAACGACCACGCCGGCGACGACUGCGACGGCAGCAGUGGCGACGUCGACACGGGGCAACGGCAACGGCAAAGUCAGCCAAACGUCAAAAAGUGGCGAUACCAAGUCGGCACAGAGUGGUAGCGUCGAGCGUCGCGGACGCACCAGUUCACAUCAGUCGCACUAUUCGACGGACAAAAGCGGCUCGUCCGGUUACUACAGUUCGAACGUUUGCUCUACAUAUUCACUAGACGAGCAUAUCUACUGCGAACCGGUUAUAGAUAUCCUAGACGUGAGUCGCACGAAUACUGGUGCUAACGGGGGCGCUGGUAAGGCUAGUAAAAGUGCACGCUCCGAGUGUACGAAUACAAAAGCCAACGUCAAUAGUGGUGAUAAUAGCAAAAGUAAUCAAACAACAACAGAAAUGAGCAGUAAAGGUGGUGGCGCAACAAAACGUUGUUACGGACGACGCAACGCGACAGCGGUGGCAAGUCGCAAUGGCGAAAGUGGUAUUGCGGGUUGUAGUGAGCUGGACGGUGAGGAUGAUUGUGAUGGCGAUGCAGAGGAUGAGUCUGCGGCGGCCGUGGUGGCGCGGCGUGGCAACAGCAAGGCUGGACGCAAGAACCAAGCAGUCGCAGAGACCGCCUUCGGCGCGGAUAAAAUACCCGCUAGCUUACAGUUCUUAUUACAACGACAGACCUCCGAUGAGUAUGCCAACUCACAGCACUUCAGCGAGAAUCUGCGCAUACUUGAGACGAGCAUAGAGAAUCUCGAUCGUCAUUUAAAGAAUUUUCCAAGUCUGAGUUCCCACGAACACAUCGCUGCAUUUGUACAGGCACAUCAUCAUCACCAUCAUCAUCAUCUUGCGUACCUGCAAACGCCAACGUCCGUAGACACGGGCGAGAAGUUGGCUACGCGCGUGCCACCGCAUGUGACGCAACAUCAAUUGCCCACCAUUAUGGAAGGUUACGAUCCCGCCAAUCAACCACGUCGUUCAUGGCCCGAUGACAUGGUGGAUGAUUCGCUGCUCGACAUUGACCUCGACUCAUUUCUGCUAGUCAACGAACGUAAAGCCGGCGGUAUUGGCAAGACGACACGUAAGUUGUCGCUGCAUGCUGUUGGCGGCAUCGAUAAUCCCACUUUUCUCACCGAGGAGCAGGAAGAGGAGAAUAAUUAUAAGUGUGCGAAAUACAUCAAUUCCUGCCCGGAUGAUGCGUAUCAUGUCGAAAGUGAUAUAGUUGCUGGUACUGGCACCGUCUCGGAGAAGUCCGUCUCGGUGGCCGACCACUAUAUGAAACGUUACGAGGAUCAGCUGCACUUUCAGAGCACACGUGAACUGCUCGAAGAUGUGCGCGAUAAAAUACGUUUACUCUCGCAGGCGAGCGGCAACACCAGCCGCAGUGGUAGCGCCAAAACGCAUAGUCCUGAAAUGUCAUUGAGUGUGACCACACCCACCGAGCAAUUGCCGCGCGAAUUGGAGGGCAUGAUCAAGACGCUGAAAACCGAACUAGAAAACUAUUUAGAUCGCAUGAAUCAGCAUAGUGAAUUGGAGAUACGUCAACUGUGUAGCGGUCUUGUGCGCAAUCACAAUAUCGUCAAAAUGACGAAGGCCUUCGAACGUCGUCGCUCAACGCACAGUCUCGGUACAAUUGAAUCGGAUUACGGUUAUGUCGGUGGUAACUACGAAGCAAUUCGCGAUGGCGUGCCAUCAAGUAUACGCGAACAAAUCGUUUCCAUACGCUGCGCGAGUGAUCCGAAUUUCAAAAUGAAACGCAAAUCGCUUACCGAAGUCUUUCCCGUCGCCGAUUGUUAUGCAGAGUCGGAAAAGUUGCAAACGCCCACGACUCAGAUAGCACAACAGCAACUACGUCCUUCGUUACCACGUCGCGAUCGUGUGGAGCAACGACAACGCGAGCUGGAUCAAAACGUGAUCACUUUACAUGUGCCUACCACACAAUUGCAGCGUAAUUUGUCCUUCCAACAGCCGGUACUGAACAAAUUAGAUGCGAAGUCAUUGCAAACUCCGCCGACCGACGCCGAAAUCAGCGGUAAGGGUGGCAACGCGAAUGGCGCCGGUGCUGCGAACGGUAACGGUAACGGUAGUGGCGCUGAAUCCGGCGAAUCGGGUGAUAAGGACUCCAUUCUGGAAUGGCAUCGAAAGAAGCCGAGUAUUUGGGAAAUGUACUACGGCACGAAUCGCAUGAAUCAAUCGUUGCUGGGCAAGCGCAACGGCAUGGUCACAAACAACAACAAUCAGGUUCCGAUGUCCUAUCCAUCAUCACGUCCUGAGUCCGACUUCACUUUGGACCUGCCACGUGCCGAGCAGCUACGCAUCAAAAUGGAAAAGGAAAAGAAAUUCCGCCAAAGAUGUCGCUACAUCACAACAUUUCUGAGUCUGGUCUUCUUCUUGCUCACCGUUAUGGUGGUCAGUUUGGUGUUGACGCGCGGCAAGCGCAUGUUUGGCAGCAUGAUUUAAAGCAAAAGUGAAGAAAAAUAAGAAAUUACAGAAAAAUACAAAAUUUAGCUUAUUGUAAGAAAAGGAAUAGAAAUAGAGAGAGCUAAAUGGGAGACAAAAUAAAAAGCGCGAAGUAAGCGAAACUGAAAUAAAAUUCAAAAUUGCAUAGACUUCAGCAUAACAUUAUAUAAAAGCAGUUUGCAUAUGACAUUUGAGCAUUUUUUAUUAAUUUUUGUUUUCGAAAUUUUGUUUAUGCGAACUUUUAUUAGAUCUGGUGAUUAUGGUACAUGAGUUUCAUUAUUAUUAGUUAGCAUUUUUAUUUGAAAUUUUUAUUGAAACCAGUUUCGAUUUUGAGCUUGAUUUCAAAUUGUUUAUUAGAAAAAUAUUUUUAAUUAAUUUUGGUUUUGGAAUAGUGUUUUUUGUGUGUUUAAAAAAAAUCGUUCUAAAUAUGAAAAGCACGCUGAAAUUAUAUACGAAAGAGUCAAAGAACGCUGGAAAUUGUGAAAAAUAUGUGUUUUGUAAGUCUGUUAACCUUGUAAUAAUUAUGUAAAUAUUUGUAGCUUUCCUAUUUAAAUAUUUCUAUGCUUGACUUAAUUUAAUUUUUUUUUUUGCAUUCCUUGUUAUUUCAUAUUUUUUUUGACUUUUCUUUUGCUAUAUUCUUAAUAAUUUUUUUUUUAAUUUUUCUUUUGCUAUAUCCUUCAUAAAAAUUAUAUAUAAACACGAAAAUAUGUUUAAUACAAAUAAUUAAAAAUCGAGAAAUAUAUUUUUAGUUAAUUAUAUAUAAUGUAAGCAAUUUAAUGUAAUGUUAUGGAGUACAACGAAAGCUUAAAAAUAAUUAAAUAAAAAACAAAAACAUUAAAUAUAAAAUAUGAAAUAAUAAUAAAAUUAUGCUUAUGAAAAAUAUCGAAUAAGUUAAUUAUAUAGAAAACAUAAAAAAUAAAUAAAUAAUAAAAAAAAAAUAUUUGUUAUGUUUAAUGGGCAUUAACACAACGUCAGAAAAGAAAAUAUGCAUAUGUAUAUAAUUUUUUGCAAAAACAGUUAUACAUAUGUACAUAAAGCCGAAAUCCAGUUUAAUAAUAUAUGCAUACAUAUGUAUGUACAUAAAUGAAAAUCAACGAUUUUUGAAUUAAUGUUUUAAACUAAAAAAAAAAAUUAAAAAUAAAUGAAACAAAAUUAUUGCAAAUAUGCCAACGCAUGUAAAAAUCGUUUUUACAUGCAGCUAAAUCACAGAUAUUUUAAUUUAGUGAAAAAUAUAUUACGUAUAAUAUAAUAUAUAUAAGUAUGUACAUAUUAUACAAAUAUAUGUACAUAUAUUCAAUAGUUAUGUUUUAGCAUUAAAAACACACAUACAUACAUGCAUAUAUACCACAAAUAUGAAAUUAAUUAAAAAUUGAAAAUACAAAUCGAUCAAAAUGUUAACAAACAUACUUACAUGAAACCUCUAUAUAUGUUUGUAAAUAAAAUUUUAUGAAUUUUCGCUAUUUUCUUAAACGAAAUGCAUGUAUGGCAACAGUAUUGUUAAUAAAUUAUUCUCUAUGUGAUGCUAGUUGUUAGGCUGUACAAUAGUCGCAUUUUUGUUUGCCUUGUACGCUCUUAAGUAAACGUUUACACACGCGGUAUACAUAUGUAUGUGGUAAGCUCGUUUCAAUAAUAAAAUAUUUUUAAUAUAAUUCCCACAUGUACAUAAAUACAUAUACAUACAUGCAUAAAUAUAAAUAAAUAACAAUAUAUACAUACAUGUACAUAAAAACUAAUGAAUAUUCUUACGAAUAAUAUUGCUAUUAUAUACUAGUAAACAAGUGUAUAUGUACACACGUAUGUAUAUUAGUUGUCGUUCUUUUGGCAAGUCGCAAGAGACAUGCAAAUAUAUAAAUGUGCACGCAUUAUAAACAUUUAAUUUCCAUAUAUGUAUAAUAUUUAGUUAAAAAGUCUAGACCAUACAUAAUUAAACAAUAUAAAAUUUAAUAAUCUACAAUUAAA